Molecule: messenger RNA, 597 nt
Organism: Aspergillus puulaauensis
Lineage: Eukaryota; Fungi; Ascomycota; Eurotiomycetes; Eurotiales; Aspergillaceae
Product: SGNH/GDSL hydrolase family protein
Exons: 4
Coding region: 1-597 (198 amino acids)
Molecular function (GO): phosphatidylcholine lysophospholipase A1 activity
Source: RefSeq, a predicted model, not a curated record
AUGGCUCCAACACUUUCUAUCCUCUGCUUCGGCAAUUCGCUGACAGCUGGCUUCUACCAGUACGGUCUGGAAUACCACCCCUACGCCGCGAAACUCGAGGAGCGCUUGAAAGAAGCCUUCCCCUCUCACACCAUCCGUAUCGACGUUGACGGCGUCCCGGGUGACCUCGUUAUUACUCCCCCAGGACGCUUCCUAACUCGCAUGCAGGAUGACUGCUCGAAGACGUCGUACGACUGGGUGAUCGUACUCGGCGCAACAAAUGACCUUGGUCGCGGGUAUCCAUGCUCGAAAAUAUUUCCCGCGCUGAAAGAAGCCUGGAAGGUGGCACUCGACAGCGGAGCAAAGAUCCUGGCGCUUACCGUCCCUGAAUGCGCGGCUGUAAGCAAACGGCUUGAUAGUGCUCGGGAUGAACUGAAUUCUCUGAUAUUGAACCAUGAUGAGGAGCGAUUCCAUGCGUUUGAUCUUCACAAGCAUAUUCCGUAUCAUGGUGCUACGGAGGAUUUCAGGGAGUUGGUAUUCGACGAUGGACUUCAUUUGACGGCCGAAGGGUAUGAUCUUGUUGGGGAUCUGGUUGCGGACUGGUUGAUACGGUAUUAA